UUGUAUUAAAUGUGAUGAACAGUUGGUAGUUGAGAUGAUUUAAUGCAAAUUUGAAAAGGGGCUAUAAAGACCCUUUUGUUAAGGGUUAAUUUCUCAUCAAUGAGCUAGCUGAUCACUCUUUUAAAGAUACUAACAAAAUGGUACGAGUCAAGAGGAGAGUAGCUUUGUUGUCAUUGCUUUGUAUUCAUAUUCUUGUAGUGGGUGUGCUUGCCAGAGAUGCUGUGUCCGUAAGGAACGAUGAGGAUGAGAAGUUCUUAGGCAUUGGAAAGGGUGGUGGAUUCGGAGGUGGUUUUGGUGGCGGAGGAGGUGCUGGUGGAGGCGGUGGUUUUGGUGGUGGAGCUGGCGGAGGUGGUGGUGCUGGGGGAGGUGGAGGAUUUGGUGGUGGAGGUGGGGGUGGCGGUGGCUUUGGAGGUGGUGCAGGUGGUGGAUUUGGUGGUGGAGCAGGUGGAGGUGCUGGUGGAGGGAUUGGGAAAGGUGGAGGCCUAGGUGGUGGAAUUGGAAAGGGUGGUGGGAUAGGAAAAGGUGGCGGCUUAGGUGGUGGAAUUGGAAAGGGUGGAGGACACGGUGGUGGAAUUGGAAAGGGAGGAGGACUAGGUGGUGGAAUAGGAAAAGGUGGUGGGAUAGGUAAGGGCGGUGGUCUUGGUGGCGGAAUUGGAAAAGGUGGUGGCGUUGGUGGUGGGAUAGGUAAGGGCGGCGGCCUUGGAGGUGGGAUAGGAAAAGGUGGUGGCAUUGGUGGUGGGAUAGGUAAGGGCGGUGGCCUUGGAGGUGGGAUAGGAAAAGGUGGUGGCAUUGGGAAGGGUGGUGGCGUUGGUGGUGGGAUAGGUAAGGGCGGUGGCCUUGGAGGUGGGAUAGGAAAAGGUGGUGGCAUUGGUGGUGGAAUUGGAAAAGGUGGAGGGCUAGGUGGUGGAAUUGGUAAGGGCGGUGGUCUUGGAGGUGGGAUAGGCAAAGGUGGUGGAGCUGGUGGAGGUUUCGGCAAAGGUGGUGGUGUCGGAGGAGGGAUUGGAAAAGGUGGUGGAUUUGGAGGUGGUGCUGGAGGAGGGGUCGGCGGAGGUGGUGGAGCUGGUGCUGGUGGAGGUUUUGGCAAAGGCGGUGGAUUUGGUGGAGGAAUUGGAAAAGGUGGUGGGUUUGGUGGAGGUGGUGGAUUUGGAGGUGGCUCUGGCGGUGGAUUUGGCAAAGGAGGAGGGUUUGGAGGAGGAGUAGGAGGUGGUUCAGGAGGUGGGUUUGGAGGAGGAGGUGGGUUCGGAGGUGGUGGGGGUGGGGGAGUCGGACGCCAUUAAACAUCAACGUUGCAUGCAUGCAAUAUUAUUUUAGUAAUUAGACCAUCGGAGUAUUUUUAUUUUUUGGUUUGGAUUAUCAAAAAAUCAUCAUAUUUGCAGUUUGUCUUGUACUUUAAUAUUUUUGUGAAAGUUGUAAUGUUACGUAGUAACAGUCUCUCUUACCAGUUGCUACCGCUCUCUUCAAUAAGCUAAUCUUUGCAGGAAUUAA
Messenger RNA from Ricinus communis (castor bean), 1485 nucleotides. RefSeq names its product glycine-rich cell wall structural protein. Bases 138 to 1277 code for a protein of 379 amino acids. NCBI's taxonomy places the organism in Eukaryota, Viridiplantae, Streptophyta, Magnoliopsida, Malpighiales, Euphorbiaceae. The transcript has a single exon. The record is from RefSeq and is a predicted model, not a curated record.